CAAGAAGCCCGUCUCGCCCAGAUGACUGGCCUUGGGCGACAGUGCUGCCCCUACCUGUUAUGCAACGUAGUAUGCCCAACCACAGCGUCUUGGCAGGCGCUAGUGGAAGUCUGGUUACUAGUGCGGGCACUCGCACCUUGGAAGGAGACUUUAAGUUCGAGCCAUAUGAUUUCAACUAUAUUGAAUAUCAAUGUCGGUGUGCUCGGUCAUGUCGACUCAGGAAAAACAUCGCUGGCCAAGGCAUUGAGCACCACCGCCAGCACAGCUUGUUUUGACAAAAAUCCUCAGUCCAAAGAGCGGGGCAUCACCAUUGACCUCGGGUUCAGCUCGUUUCAAAUGGGCAUGCCAGAUCAUCUACUAGACAAAACCUCUUGCAACACACUUCAAUUCACUUUGGUGGAUUGCCCGGGUCAUGCUUCGCUCAUCAGGACUAUCAUAGGAGGAUCACAAAUUAUCGACAUGUUUAUUUUAGUACUGGAUGUGACUAAAGGAAUGCAAACUCAAACAGCAGAGUGCCUGGUAAUUGGUGAAAUCACCUGCAACAAGCUCAUCGUUGUCUUGAAUAAGACAGAUAUGUUGCCAGAAGACAAGAAAAAGACAGCAAUUGAAAAGAUGGCGAAAAAGAUGAAGGCCACUCUGCAAAAUACAGUUUUCAAAACAGCAGAGGUUGUUGCAGUCUCUGCAAAUCCUGGAGGCCAGGAAACCGAAUCUCCAGCACCUGUUGGUCUGAAUGAUCUCUUGGAGUGCUUAAGGAAAAGUGCAUUUGUGCCUGAAAGAGAUGAAUCUGCUCCUUUUGUUUUUUCUGUUGACCACUGCUUUGGCAUCAGGGGUCAAGGAACUGUGAUGACGGGCACCGUUCUACAAGGUGCUGUUAAGAUAAAUGAUCAAGUCGAAAUCCCUGCCAUCAAAGAGACUAGAAAAGUGAAAUCUAUGCAGAUGUUUCGACAGCCAGUAGAUAAAGCUUCUCAGGGAGACAGACUUGGCAUCUGCGUAACACAAUUUGAUCCUAAACUCCUAGAGAGAGGGCUUGUGUCAGUUCCUAACUAUGUACCAACAAUAUAUGCUGCCAUCAUCAAGUUGAACAAAAUCCGCUUCUAUCAAGCCUCCAUCAAAACCAAAGCCAAAUUCCACUUGAGCAUUGGCCAUGAAACUGUCCUGGGCAAAGUAACCCUAUUUCAAGGAACUCAUGAAUUUGAGCUAUGCCAGGAAUUUGAAUUUCUCGAAGAAAUUGAACCGAAUCUUAAAGAAGACAAUGUCGCGCAGUAUGCUCUGCUCGAAUUUGAAAAGCCUGUGACUGCAGUGCCAAAUUCCUUGGUCAUUGCUUCAAAACUAGAUAUGGACGUUCACACAAGCACUUGUCGGUUAGUCUUUUGGGGACGGCUGCUUAAAUAUUACGAAGACAAGGCGUAUGCAAGUGCAAAUUUGCCGCAGCUGAAGAUUUUCAAGAACAAGUCAAAGUCAGGAGUAGUCGAAAGAGCACCAAACAGUUCAAGUGUGAUUGUGAAAAAUAUGUUCAAGAAGGAAACCAAUUUGCUGCUAUUCACCAACAUGAAAGUGAAACUCUCCACUGGCGAAGAAGGUACAAUCGAAGGUGGAUUUGGUCAAAGUGGAAAAGUGAAAGUCAACAUUCCAGGCGGUCUGUUAGAAUCUACACUGGAAAGCAUCCAGGCCAAAAAGGAUGCAUCAACAUCGCGAAAGCCAGUAGAAGUUUCUCUCAAUUUCAAAAAGUUUGUUUACGAUAUGGGCAAGAAUAUGGUUCAAAAAUAGUGAUUUUAGUUUUCAUCACAAUUAUAUUUAUACAAAAUUUACAACACAAAUAAACAUGUUUUGUUAAUACAAUAAAUAAC
Molecule: messenger RNA, 1847 nt
Organism: Cloeon dipterum
Lineage: Eukaryota; Metazoa; Arthropoda; Insecta; Ephemeroptera; Baetidae
Gene: eEFSec
Product: eukaryotic translation elongation factor, selenocysteine-specific
Exons: 7
Coding region: 22-1767 (581 amino acids)
Biological process (GO): selenocysteine incorporation
Molecular function (GO): GTP binding; translation elongation factor activity; GTPase activity
Source: RefSeq, a predicted model, not a curated record